AUGACGGGCAACAAGGUAUCCGAGGCGACUCGAGAGCGAGAGACAUUCAAAUACGACUCUAUCCUUGUUGCUAACUCGGUACGCAAUGAUGUCACAAAUCUCAUUCCUCCUGCUUCAUUGCGACCAUGCUCGGAUCCUGCCAUGACAGCUUUGGCACAAGUCGCUCUUUUGAGGCUUGGUGCCACCCGUGCCAUGAUCUCCCUGUUCGACUGCCAGAACCAGCAUGUCAUCGCAGAGGCUACUCCAGCAAUGCCCAUAUCAGCUCACUGCACCCUCCCAGUUUCUGGUCCCGACAGUCUUUGGCUUUGCGGAACCUCAAUACCUCGGGGUUACGGUAUUUGUGACGUUGUAUUGGGUCCCCCGGAGCUUGACGACAUGAUACAAAUAACAGCAUCUUCAGAAUCUCCUAUCCGGGUUGUAAGCGACCUCGCUACAAGUGAAGAGUUUCGACAUACAUGGUAUUAUAAAACACGGCCUGAGCACCGCUUCUAUGCAGGUGUUCCUAUUACAACACCUAGAGGGAUCAACAUUGGUGUAUUCUGCAUUUUAGACAAUAAACCACGAGACUCAUUCGAUGAAGCAUCCAUUCAAAUUAUGAGAGAUAUCUCGGCAUCUAUCCUGGGCCAGAUGGAACUAACACGAUCUGGAGAUGGACGACGACCUGGGGAGCGUAUGGUACGUGGCCUAGGAAGUUACGUCGAAGGAAAGGCCACAAUGUCUGGCUGGCGGUCCAGUUUCACUCACGCGUUCGACACCGAUGCUGGUACAGAAGAAGGGGCACUUAAUCAGACUCAGCAAAAAUUACAGAAUCGACGUGAGCAUGCUUCAUCUGUUGGAAGCUCGGAACAAAUGGCAACACCAGACACUUUUAUUCUCGAAAGUCCCAUGGAAAAGAGAUCCGCAAGCCCCCCUCGUCCUACAGAGAGGCAACUCCAUCCAGACGCUUCGGGAGAAGAAUCGCAACAGAGUCAGUUAAAACACAUAUUCUCCAAAGCUGCUAAUAUCCUCAGAGAGUCGAUAGAGGUUGAGGGGGUUCUGUUUUUGGAUGCAAGUGUGGGCACUUUCGCUGGUAGAGUUCGAUCUGGCUCGGUCCGGCGCGAAUCCCAGGCUCACGAACGCUCUUCGUCUUCGUCAUCCUCUUCAUCAACAAGUCGAGGUCAUGUCUCUGUCUCAUCGCCCAGAAGCUCCGGCGACCCCCAAGCAAAGGGUGCCCCGUGCCCUAUUCUAGGCUUUUCGACUUCCAUGUCAUCGAGUAUAAACGGUGAAGCACCAGCAGGGCGCAGUCAAAUAGUCCCUGAACGGCAACUCCAGAGGCUACUCCGCCGAUACCCGAAGGGUAAGAUCUUCAAUUUUGACAGUCAAGGAGUUAUGGCCUCCAGUGACCCUACCAGCGAGGACUCCGCAAUGGCCGCUUUUCAAGAAUACAAAGCUCGAGAUCUGGAAGAAGAACCCGCUGGGGAGAACAGAAAAGCUCGAGGCGCAAGGGACCCAUUUUCACGAAGAAACGAAGGCAUGGCCAUUCGUGAUCUUUUCCCAGGGGCACGCAGUGUCGCCUUUGUACCUCUCUGGGACUCGAACCGUCAGCGCUGGUUUUCAGGGUGUUUUGUUUACACCAUGACGCCGACUCGCAUUUUCACAGUCCAAGGGGAGCUGAGCUAUCUUACGGCGUUCAAUACGGUCAUCAUGGCUGAUGUUAUAAUGAUGGAGGGCGCUAUUGUGUCACUCGCCACCACGUCUUUACUCAGCUCAUUAUCUCACGAGCUCCGCUCUCCACUACAUGGAAUUGUGCUGUGUGCGGAGCUUUUGCGUGACACUUCACUGGAUGUUUUCCAAGGAGAUGUGCUGCGCUCACUCGAGGUUUGUGGACGGACGUUGUUGGACACGAUCAAUCACUUGCUUGAUUGGACGAGGAUCAACAACUUUGCUAGAAUACCUAACGAGCAACCGCUUAGUCUGGGCAUGCCUCCAAGGCGUGGAACGCAAGCUAAUAAGAAGAGUUCGCCAGCGGAUGGUAUGAUGCGAAUAUCCUCAAAUCUUGAUGUGGACAUGCUGGUGGAAGAAGUCGUGGAAUGUAUCCACGCAGGCCACACCUAUCAGCAACAAUCCGUCUCGCUGCUGGGCGACCGUAGCUCCGAGGAAGAGCUCAGCCGUGGUCCAUAUGCCCGCCUCGACGGCAUGGACUUGGCAGAAGGUAGCAAGGCAGGAAACCAAAGGCCCAGCAAUGGAGUCAAUCUCAACAAAGUACUUGUGAUAUUGGAAAUUGAUCCAAAUGUAGACUGGGCCUUCCAUGUUGAAUCAGGCGCAUUACGGCGAAUAAUACUUAACCUUUGUGGCAACGCUCUCAAAUACACCACACAGGGUUUUGUCAAAGUCAAAGCAUACCAAGACUCCCCAGGUCAGGGAAGACCGAGAGACAGAGUUGUCCAUAUCGAAAUCAUGGAUACGGGGAGUGGCAUUGGACAAGAUUAUCUCAACCACCGCAUAUUCUCCCCAUUUUCUCAAGAAAAUGUCCACUCUUCGGGUGCCGGACUUGGGCUCAGUCUUGUGCGAAAGUUUGUGAGAGCUCUUGGCGGCUCUAUCCACAUUCAAAGCAAAGUAGGCACAGGAACCCGUGUCACUGUGAAGCUUCCACUGCAAAUUGCUAGCCCAGAGUCGACCGAGACAGCUUCCGAGCGCGACGAAUUCAAAUCACAGAUCAUCGAGCUCUCCCGCCUACGCGUCUCUAUUAACGGGUUUCCGUCAUGUCGCGGGAGUUCAGAGAGUCAACGCUGGGGCUCCGCAGAGUUCGACGAGUAUAGCUCAUUGGAGAAGGUUUGUCGAGACUGGUUGCAAAUGGACGUUGUCGGCCCCCUUGGAAACGAAAGCUUUUACCCGGACCUGAUUCUAUGCGACGAGACUCAGUUAGAGAUGAUAGCAAACCAGCCCCGAGGCGAACUAUCGUCCCCGGUAGUCGUGGUGUGUCGCAGCGCCGCAGUUGCUCGCCAGCUCGACCAGUUCCACAGGUCGCGUCACAGGUUAAAUUGGGGGCUGUUCAGUUUCAUAUCUCGCCCUGUAGGGCCAAGGAAACUAGCAAAAGCCUUUGUGCUUUGCUUCAGGCGCUGGACUAAGCUGCAAUCAACAGCUGCUGACCGUGCCAGUGUUUUCACAACACUUGAUGAGCCACCAACGAUGCCGGCAGUGGAACCAAGCUCAUCUGAAGAUGGACUUGAUAAUAAGAACGCUGGGUACUUUGACCUUGCUCCUAAGUUUUCACCCCAAAAGAAACGGGCGCGGACGGAUGAAGACGAGUCCUGGACCCCGUCACCAUCAACGCCAGCCAUACGACCGGCCCCUUCACCACCAGAACCCCGAUUCCUCCUGGUGGAAGACAACGCCAUUAAUAUGAAGAUCCUUCAGACGUAUAUGAAGAAAUUGGGCGUAGUGUAUGACUGUGCAUCAAACGGGCAGCAAGCUGUGGAGUCAUACAAAGCCAAGGGAGGGACGUAUAAAUGCGUCUUGAUGGAUAUUUCGAUGCCAGUAAUGGACGGCUUCGAGGCAACACGACUAAUUCGGUUAUUUGAGAAAGAGUCAAGUCUACCACGGAGACAAAUAGUGGCCAUCUCUGGUCUCGCCUCGAAGGAUGCGCAGGACGACGCAUAUGCCAACGGGCUGGACUUGUUUCUUGCCAAGCCAGUGCAGUUGAAGGAACUCAGUCAGAUUCUUAAGAGCCGGGAGCUUAUUUGA
This is a messenger RNA of Fusarium pseudograminearum CS3096, 3723 nucleotides long. RefSeq lists its product as uncharacterized. The transcript is spliced from 3 exons. The coding region runs from base 1 to 3723 and encodes 1240 amino acids. Gene Ontology annotation, molecular function: phosphorelay sensor kinase activity. Lineage: Eukaryota; Fungi; Ascomycota; Sordariomycetes; Hypocreales; Nectriaceae. Gene Ontology annotation, biological process: phosphorelay signal transduction system; phosphorylation. The record is from RefSeq and is a predicted model, not a curated record.